Drosophila innubila is the source of this 639-nucleotide messenger RNA. Its product is annotated as tetratricopeptide repeat protein 12. NCBI's taxonomy places the organism in Eukaryota, Metazoa, Arthropoda, Insecta, Diptera, Drosophilidae. The record is from RefSeq and is a predicted model, not a curated record. Gene Ontology annotation, molecular function: protein binding. The transcript has 4 exons. Bases 1 to 639 code for a protein of 212 amino acids.
AUGUAUUCUCUGCAGCAUCCGCAAAUUGAUGAGAGUUUUUUACAACUGGAUUCCAAGGUCGAAGAAGUUAUGAUCCUGUUGCGCAGUAUGAUGAAAGCAACAGAAGAAGAGUCAGAAGCUGAAAGAAAGCGGGAGGAGACUGCUGAGAAUGUUACGGAUGACAAUUUUAUGGUUACCACCCGAGAAAAUCGAAAAGCGAAUUGCAAUCGAUUCACAUUCAUGCGACAGGUGGAAGUGGACCUAGAUGAACGCUCCAAGGCUAGAUUAGAGCGAGAACGUGUUGCUCAAAAUUUUCGCAAACUGGGUAAUGCCAAAUAUCGCCAGGGAAACUAUGACGAUGCCAUUAGCAUGUAUAGUCAGGCCAUUGAAAAUAUCAAAGACAGUCCGAUCCUAUACAUAAAUCGCUCUCUUUGCUUUAUUAAAUUGGCCAAUUUCAAGCGUGCCAUCAUCGAUUGCGACUUUGUAUUAAAUAAGUUAGACGAAAAGAACUUACGGGCCUGGUUAUAUCGCGCCAUGGCCUAUAAAAGCCUUAAUGAUGAAGCCAGUUUCGAAAACUGCAUAAAAUAUGUACGCAAAUAUCACUCCAAGCAGAUAGAAUUCAUUGACUCUUUCAUUGAAAAAAUGAAAAGUAAUGAUUGA